Lichtheimia ornata is the source of this 1458-nucleotide messenger RNA. RefSeq lists its product as uncharacterized. The record is from RefSeq and is a predicted model, not a curated record. Lineage: Eukaryota; Fungi; Mucoromycota; Mucoromycetes; Mucorales; Lichtheimiaceae. Gene Ontology annotation, biological process: transmembrane transport. Gene Ontology annotation, molecular function: transmembrane transporter activity. The transcript has 11 exons. Bases 1 to 1458 code for a protein of 485 amino acids.
AUGUUACAUGAAAAGGAUGUCGAGGGGAAUGUUGCGUCAACGACAUCAACGGAUGACCAUAGCAACAAAGAACAAGCGCUGGCAAUAACAACAACGACGAUGCAUAAAAAAUGGUGGCAAUUUUGGAAAAGCGACUCGACGGUGGAUCCACAUUCCUACUCAACAUUGAAAAAAUCGACCAUCUUGAUCAUCAUUUCAUUUGCUGGUGCAGUGAACCCGAUUGCAUCCACCGUCUAUUACCCAGCCUUGACCGAAGUACAGCGUGCAUUCAAUACAACGGACACCGCUGUCAACGCAUCUGUUUCAUUGUUUGUUUUCCUCACCGCCUUUUGUCCUCUUGUUUGGGCUUCUUGGAGUGAUGGAACCGGACGACGACCCAUUUACCUUGUAUCAUUUGCAAUUGCCAUUGUUGGAUCCAUUUGCUGUGCUGUAUCUGUCAACAUUGCCAUGCUUAUCGUUUUUCGUGCCGUCAGUGCUGUGGGUGCAUCUUCGGUAAUGUCACUGGGUGCUGGUAGUUUGGCGGAUUGUUUCGAAGCCCACGAACGAGGGCGUGCUUAUUCGUUCUAUGUUGUGGGUCCAAUUGCAGGACCUGCCAUAGGACCCAUCAUAGGUGGCUACUUGACAGAGAGAUUUGGAUGGCGAUCCACAUUUUGGUUUGUGGCCAUUUUCAUCUUUUGCAUUUGGACCUUGAUUUUAUUCUUUCUACCUGAAACGUAUCGGCCUGAUCCAAGUACAGCAACAGCAGACGUUUCAACUAAAAAGGGAAAACUAAGGAUCCCUAAUCCCGUGGGUGCUCUCAAGCUGCUACGAUUUCCCAAUGUGCUGGUGGCUGUGAUAUUUCUUGGAAUCAUGUUCGGUGUCUAUUAUUUACUCAACACGUUAUUUGCAUGGACCUAUGCCAAUCAAUACAAGCUGGAUUCUGGUACAGUGGGUUUGUGCUUUUUGCCAUCUGCCGUCGGUGGGAUUUUAGGCGGCAAUAUUGGUGGUCGUCUCUCGGAUAUUGUAUACAACCGCAAUGUUAGGAAAGCAGGGAUCGGUGCACCCACGUAUCCUGAAAUGCGACUCAGCAUCCCUGUUUUAUGCAUAGCAUCAUUCAUCUUGUUUGGCUCAUGUGUGGGCUAUGGCUGGUGUGUGCAAGAAAAUGUCCAUUUCGGUGUUCCCAUGGUGUUUUUAUUCUUUGUUUCCUUUGGGAUCAUGCUUCCCCACGUGACUCUCACGACCUAUUUAGUCGACUGUCAUCGUUCCCAGAGUGCAUCUGUCACUGCAUGCAACAAUCUUUCUCGUUAUAUCAUGGCUGGUAUUGGUACACUUUUAUCAUCUGAUUUAAUGCGUGCUAUGGGCAACGGUAUUCUAUUUACAGUUGCUGGUGCCUUGGUGAUUCUCCUUGGGAUACCAUUGAUCUAUAUCAAGAAACGACCAGAAAAAUGGAUCAAGAUGCGACGAGAUCAUACAAAGUAA